CCCCCGCCCUGGGCCAUGGCCCAGCCCUUGUCCCGGCCUCUCGUCCUAUCCUCAUCCAGCCCUUGGACCCCAGCCCCGCCCUCGCCCCGCUUCCCAAAUCGGCCCCAGCCCGGACCUGGGUCCCAGCGAAUGCCCAGAUCCAGGUCCCAACCCAGGCCCCCCCUCCUGUCCCAGUCCCCGUGCCUGCCCUGGCCCCGGACCCCUCCUCUGCCCUUGUUCCACCUCCUUUCACAAAUCCCAGUCCAACCCCUGUCCCAGCCCCAUGCCCAGUAUUUGCUUAAACCCGGGGCCCAAACCCUGCCCUUGCCCCAGUCCCCGUUACAGCCCCUCCUUCCAUCCCAUUCCCUGCCCUUGUUUAAGCCCCGGUGCCCAUUAUCUCAUCCUUUGCCCUCAUCUCUGUGUUUACCCAAGUCUCUCCCACUACCUACCCCUCUCUCUCAUACCCUGCCCCUCUCCCAGCCUCGACUCAGGUCUGGGCUCCAGCUGCCUCCAGCCUUAUUGCUGCUGUUGCUGUUCUCUGUCCUUGGUCCGGGGGCUGGAGGCCUCUUCCUGACUGACUACUCCACGUGCUCACCCCGCAAGCUGAGUCCCUUCCGCUCCUUUGCCAGCACUGAGCUCUUCCACUUCCAUGUUCCCGAGGACACAUUCCUGGCUGUUUGGAACCUCAUCAUCUUCAAGGAGCAGGGGGGCACCUUUGGGGACCACUGCCCAGACCAGAGUGUGACUGUGUAUUUCCGGUCCGGGGCACCCCCUGUCAUCAAUCCCCUGCACACACACUUCCCAGGGGACACGGCUGUGCCUGGGGUUUUCUCACUGACCCUCAGCUGGACACUGCCCAACCGCACCUCAGGCAUCUUUAACGUCAGCAGCCCCUUACCUGGGGACUGGUUCUUGGCUGCUCACCUUCCCCAAGCCCACGGCCACAUCUCUGUCAAGGGUCUCCAGGAUGAGUGUCAGUACCUUCUUCAGCCGCAGCUGAUUGUCCGCCGUUUGCUGGAUGUUGCUGUGCUGGUGCCUGGCCGUCCCUCAGAGCAAACUCUCUCCGCUCACAAUCGCUCAGCGCUGUACAAGGUCUUUGUGCCCAGCUUUACUUACAGGGUUUCAGCACAGCUGGUAUGUGUGGGGAGCCGUGGGGUGUUGGCCUGCCCACUGACAUUGCGCCUACGUCCCAAGGCCCCACCUCUGCACAACUCAAGCUCUGUGUCCUGUGGAGGUGCCUCAGUAUGCCAGCUGGAGCUGGCACUGCCCCCCUGGGGGCACUGGGUCUACGUGCGUGUGGAGAUACCAUCCCGGGGUCCUGGCAGGACCAUCCGCUUCCAGCUGUGUGUGCGGUUGCAAGAGUGCCCACAGCCCAGCCUGUCCCGUGUCCUCGUCCCUGGAGCUGCCAUGAACAUGCCCCAGUCCCUGGGCAACCAGCCACUGCCCCCAGAGCCGCCAUCCCUGGGGGCCUCUGCGGAGGGGCCUGGGGCCACAUCCCCACCAGAGCACUGCUGGCCAGUGCGCCCAACACUGCGCAAUGAGCUGGACACCUUCUCCGUCCACUUCUACAUCUUCUUUGGCCCCAGUGUGGCCCUACCGCCUGAACGCCCUGCAGUGUUUGCCCUGAGGCUGCUACCAGUGCUGGACAGCGGAGGUGUCCUCAGCUUGGAGCUCCAGCUCAAUGUGAGCUCCCUGCUCCAGGAAAAUGUGACAGUGUUUGGAUGCCUGACUCACGAGGUGCCCUUGAGCCUGGGAGAUGCAGCAGUGACCUGUUCUAAAGAGUCCCUGGCUGGCUUCCUCCUCUCCGUCAGUGCCACUUCCAGAGUGGCCAGGCUGCGAAUCCCUUUCCCACAGACUGGGACCUGGUUCCUGACCCUGCGCUCCCUGUGUGGGGUGGGGCCUCGGUACGUGCGGUGCCGGAACGCCACGGCAGAGGUGCGGCUGCGCACUUUCCUGUCCCCUUGCGUGGACGACUGCGGGCCCUACGGCCAGUGCAAGCUGCUGCGCACGCACAACUACCUGUACGCUGCCUGCGAGUGCAAGGCCGGGUGGAGGGGCUGGGGCUGCACCGACAGUGCAGAUGCACUCACCUACGGAUUCCAGCUGCUGUCCACGUUACUGCUCUGCUUGAGCAAUCUCAUGUUUUUACCACCCGUGGUCCUGGCCAUUCGGAGCCGAUAUGUGCUGGAAGCUGCUGUCUACACCUUCACCAUGUUCUUCUCCACGAUAACAGUACCAGGACAUACAGGAUUGUCUUCUUCCCUGUCUUCAAAGCCAGGAGAGUCUACACCUGGGAGUAGGACAUUGAUUCCUAUCCAGGGCAUGGGGUUUUACCAUGCUUGUGACCAGCCAGGCAUUGUGGUUUUCUGCAUCAUGGACUACGAUGUGCUGCAGUUCUGUGAUUUCCUGGGCUCCUUAAUGUCCGUGUGGGUCACUGUCAUUGCCAUGGCUCGUUUACAGCCUGUGGUUAAGCAGGUGCUGUAUUUGCUGGGGGCUAUGCUGCUGUCUAUGGCUCUACAGCUUGACCGGCAUGGACUCUGGAACCUGCUUGGACCCAGUCUCUUCGCCCUGGGGAUCUUGGCCACAGCCUGGACAGUACGCAGCGUCCGCCGCCGGCACUGCUACCCACCCACGUGGCGCCGCUGGCUUUUCUACCUGUGUCCAGGCAGCCUUAUUGCAGGCAGUGCUGUCCUACUCUAUGCAUUUGUGGAGACUCGAGACAACUACUUCUACAUUCACAGCAUUUGGCAUAUGCUCAUUGCUGGCAGUGUGGGCUUCUUGCUGCCCCCACGAGCUAAGACUGACCACCGGGUCCCAUCUGGAGCCCGGGCCCGGGGCUGUGGUUACCAGCUGUGCAUCAAUGAGCAGGAGGAGCUGGGCCUUGUGGGCCCAGGAGGGGCCACUGUCAGCAGCAUCUGUGCCAGCUGAGAGGGACUUUGGGCCUGGCCCUUGGGGAACAUGAACCCUUCUUAGGGGCAGAGAGCCCUUUCUGGGAAUGUGGAACCUACCCAGGGAUAAGAGACAGGUUGUAUUUCUUGAGAACAUGGAGUGUUUCUUAAAGACAAGGAGCUCUUCUACGGACUUGGCGUGCUUCCUGAAGGCCUGGAGUCUUCCUGCAACCAUGGAUCCUUCUUAAGGACUGGAGCCCGUGCAGGCCCCAAGAGCCCCUCAGGACCAAGGAGUCCCUCAUAGGGGUGUGGAGUCCUUCCUAGGGAUAUGGAGCCCUCAUAAGGACCUGGAUUCCUUCUGAGGGAGACAAAGCCCUCUCAGGACAUGGCAUCAUUCCUGAGGAAAUGGAGUCUACCUUGGGGAAACUGAGUCUCCAGUUGAUCUUCCCAGCAGCUCAGCAACUCUGGCCUCAGGCUCCUUCCCAAGGCAGCGUCUUGGCCAUGCUGUGCCAUGCUAUGCUGGGAGGGGGAUUACAGGACUGAUGGGGCUGGGGCAGGAGUGACUGGUAUUCUCAGUUGAUGCAGGUGGAGUCUGGCGUGUCUCCAAUGAAGUAUUUGCUGGA
Messenger RNA from Canis lupus familiaris (dog), 3490 nucleotides. It is a transcript of the gene TMEM8B, whose product is annotated as transmembrane protein 8B. The record is from RefSeq and is a predicted model, not a curated record. Bases 16 to 2907 code for a protein of 963 amino acids. Gene Ontology annotation, cellular component: plasma membrane. NCBI's taxonomy places the organism in Eukaryota, Metazoa, Chordata, Mammalia, Carnivora, Canidae. The transcript is spliced from 14 exons.